AUGGGUGGCGGUGCUUACUCUUUCACCCAUAUUUUAUUAGCCUGUUUUUCUUCAUUUCUGUCACUCUCUUACGAAGAAAGCAAACAAGCGCUAAACGCUACCGUGAAGUUCGAAGGCUCUGAAAGGACCAACAACAACAGCACACACACCGCCCACACACACACACAUAUUUGUAUGCACUCACGUGUUGCUGCAGUGAAGGCACCCCGCACACACAACCGUCGCUGCGUGACCGGAUCCAGCGGGAGGAGGAGGGAAGGAAGAGAGAGUGAGCCGCCGAGGCCCAACAUGUCCCGGCAUGUGUUUACUUCCGCGGUGCUGCUUCUCGUCGUGAUGAUGUGCUGCGGCACUGGUGGAGGUGCACAAGCUGAUGAGCCAGCGUCAGGUGCGGAAUCUUCACCAAAGCCAUAUUUUGAUUGGAGGGAUAAGAAUGAAGAAAAAACAGUGAGCUCGCUCCGUGUUCCGAGUCUUGUUGAGUUGGAUGGUGAUGUGUUUGCCGUUGCCGAGGCGCAGUGCACGAAGGGAGGCAGCGGUUUUACUGGGAUUGCCUCGGAGCUCCUGGAGUUGAGUGAUGAGUCAUCAAAAUUGUUGGACAUGAGUAAAUUGAAGAUCCAAGCACCGGAUGAAUGUCAUUUCAAAGAUGAGAAAUGCACCUAUCAAAAACAGGAAGGUGUCGUUUCCCAAAGUGACACGAAAGUACAUGUGAGCCGACCAACAACAGUUGUGAAUAGAAGAGAUAUUUACAUGCUUGCGGGAAAAUACACCAGUGAAAGUCCUGCCGCUGCAGUUGCUGCUGCCAAUGCGACUGAUGGGGUUCAAUGGGGACUCUUGCUGGUGAGAGGGAAUGUCAGUGUUGAGGAAGGAAAGGACAAAAGAAUUUAUUGGAGAGAUACCUACGGUCUACCGUGGGGUCUUUUUGGCAAACAGGACUCCUUGACAGGACUGAUUGGCAGCGGUGGAUCGGGCGUUAAUAUAAAUGACGGUACGCUUGUGUUCCCUGUGGAAGGGACGAAGAGGAAUAAUGGGAAGACCGUUUCGCUGAUCAUAUACUCCUCAGACAUUGCGAGUUGGACGCUGUCGAAGGGGAUGUCUGCCGAUGGCUGCAGUGAUCCCUCCGUCGUGGAGUGGAAGGACAAAAAACUCAUGAUGAUGACUGCGUGUGAUGAUGGCCGCCGCAGGGUGUACGAGUCCGCUGACAAGGGGGAAUCGUGGACGGAGGCACUCGGGACACUCUCGCGCGUGUGGGGCAACAAACACAAGGGAACUGCGAAGGGCGUUACAAGCGGGUUCAUCACAGCGACGAUUGACGGUGUCGAUAAUAACAGGGAUGUGAUGCUCGUCACUCUGCCGGUCUACUCCAAAAAAGAGAAAAAUGGAAACAACAAUGGAAAGAGUGUACUCCAUCUUUGGGUUACGGACAAUGCGCACAUUGUUGAUAUUGGGCCGGUAUCCGAUGAUGAGGACGCUGCCGCCAGCUCCCUGUUGUACAAAAGUGGGAAUAAUAAUAAUAAGUUGAUUGCACUGUACGAGAAGAAGAAGGACGGUGAGAAAGAAACAUCACCCGGUAUGGUCUCUGUGCUUCUGACUGCGCAGCUGAAGCGGGUGAAGGAGGUGCUGACGACAUGGAAUGAAGUGGACAAACGUGUCUCCAAGCUUUGCCCCACUUCAAGUGCUACGGAGGACACCUCAUCUGGCACUGCCUGCGGCGCUGUUAAGAUCACGGAUGGGCUGGUUGGCUUUUUGUCCGGCGACUUCUCUGAUGGCACAUGGAGGGACGAGUACCUCGGCGUGAACGCCACAGUAAAGAGCGGUGCAGCAGCGGCCACAGGGCCUGUCGAUGGCGUGACGUUCACGGGGCGUGGUGCAGGGGCGGUGUGGCUUGUUGGCGACAUGGGGCAGACUGUGCCGUACUACUUUGCGAACUACAAAUUCACUCUUGUGGCGACGGUGUCCAUCCACGGUUUGCCAAAGGACGGAGAUAACUCCAUUCCAUUGAUGGGUGCGAAGGUGAAUGAUGGCGAUAAGAAUACUGUACUCCUGGGACUGUCGUACAACAGAGAAAAGAGGUGGGAAUUGUUGCACGGUGGCGGAAAGACGUCGGAGCACAGCAGGACUUGGGAGAAAGAUACAACGUACCAAGUGGCCAUUGUGCUACAGAAUGGCAUCCAGGGCUCCGUUUACGUCGAUGGUCAGCGUGUGUGUGAGAGUGUGCAAAGUAACUGGGAAAAUACAGAAUCGAAAGGGAUCUCUCACUUCUACAUUGGAGGGGAUGGAGGCAAUGCAGAGAACACAGGGGGUGACGAAGGUGUAUCUGUGAGUGUGACGAACGUCCUGCUGUACAACCGCCCCUUGAGCUCCGAAGAGAUUGCAGGGCUUGCCAAAAAUAAAAUUAAUAUUCCAAAGCCAGUGGCUGCGCGUACUUCUUCACCUGCUGUGUCUCGCCCGAAGCGCUCUUCUGAAUCCUUGGCGGGAGGAGCAACGGGUGUCGGUACCGCUCGUCACUUUGCGGCAAAUGGUGAUGGCAGCACUGUUUGCGGAAGCGGACUGCUGCCGCUGCUCCUUCUGUUGGGACUGUGGGGAUUUGCGGCUCUGUGA
Trypanosoma cruzi is the source of this 2595-nucleotide messenger RNA. RefSeq names its product trans-sialidase, putative. Gene Ontology annotation, biological process: oligosaccharide catabolic process; ganglioside catabolic process. The transcript has a single exon. The record is from RefSeq and is a predicted model, not a curated record. Lineage: Eukaryota; Euglenozoa; Kinetoplastea; Trypanosomatida; Trypanosomatidae. The coding region runs from base 1 to 2595 and encodes 864 amino acids. Gene Ontology annotation, cellular component: cytoplasm; intracellular membrane-bounded organelle; membrane. Gene Ontology annotation, molecular function: exo-alpha-sialidase activity.